UUUUUGACACGACAAAUUUUGCUUGGCAGAUUUGCAUCAUUGUGAUCCACAACAUCUGAAAAUGACGGAAGAAGCUGUCGAAAAGAAAAACUAUUAUGCUCUUUAUUCGUACAGUCCACAAAGCAUUCCAGAUAAUAGUGGGGAUAAUCAGCAAACAACUGAAAAUUUAGGAUUUAGUGUGUCUCAUGUUCUGAGUGACCUGCCAGAAUCCUUAGAAGCUGACCUCUCCCAGUUCCUGUUCAGUAAGAUCUCUAAGGGUCUAAUCUACAAUGAUUCAGGCAGCAUCGCUUCCUUUGUUUACAGUGAGGGUGACCUACAAAGAGAGAUGUCCUGUUAUUUCUGCAUGCUGAGUGGAGCAGACACUGCUAAUGUUGAUAUCAACCUUGGAAGGGGGGACUGUGGCAAAGACUCAAGAACCAAGUCACAUGUUGUCUGCUUCCUCACUCUUCAUGACAACAUGCUAGAUCAUUUCAGACAUGAAUUGGAUAUGUAUGCUUUAGGGCUCUUUAAAUUCUUAGAACAAGAAAAUGAAGCCCAGGUGAAGAUUUACCUGGAGAAAUGGUCGUACGAGACAACCGAGUACCUCUGUAGAACUCUGUCAUCUGUUGGUCAGGACAUCAAGUACCUCAUGUAUGCUGCACUGAUGGAUGCUCAGGUUGUAUUUGAUGGAGUGGAGAACAGUAUACAGCAGGAUUUACUCAAGUUUGUUAAGUCGUGUAGCUUAGGGGAUAUGCUGCGACAGACGGGAAGCCCUCUUUCUGGGAGCCUGGACAUGUUAGCAGAUCUCAAUGUUCAAAGCACAGAUGACAAAAGGACAACAAUUCAGAUAAAAGCUGUUGAUGGCAGUCUCAAAUUCUCACCAGAAUAUUGUACAAGGUUCUGUGAAGACUGGAGUCAUUCUGUAAAUAGUUCAAAAACUGAGAACCCAGGGCUGAUCAGACAGGUCAUAGAGGCAGGUAAACUAAAGUACACUCAGAGUAUAAACACCAUGAAAAGAUUGAUGAUGCAAGCAGAAAAUGACUUUUAUGCACUAUACAGGGCCUAUCUGUUCCUGAAGAACUCUGGGAAUUGUGAAAUUCUUCUGAAUUGUGCUCACCUUGACUCUAUGCCAGAGACAUACAAUGUGUUUAAAUGUCUUGAGGAGUUUGUUAGAGAAACUGGUGUGAGGUAGAAAUAGUGUUCCUAUAAAUAAAGAUUUUAAUAGUGAAA
Molecule: messenger RNA, 1209 nt
Organism: Saccostrea echinata
Lineage: Eukaryota; Metazoa; Mollusca; Bivalvia; Ostreida; Ostreidae
Product: protein Njmu-R1-like
Exons: 12
Coding region: 62-1171 (369 amino acids)
Cellular component (GO): trans-Golgi network
Source: RefSeq, a predicted model, not a curated record